Messenger RNA from Clunio marinus, 2730 nucleotides. The record is from the annotation of a GenBank genome assembly. Lineage: Eukaryota; Metazoa; Arthropoda; Insecta; Diptera; Chironomidae.
UUGCUAAGUAAAAAACACGAGUUCACUUUAAAAAGUAAGUGUUUUAUUAAUGGAAAAGAUAAAUGUAAAACAAUAAAAAGACUCCAUAAACACAUUAAAAAAUGCAGAGAAGAGCUCGAAUUAAAGCUGUGGCUAAUCUCUCAUCAACAAGACGAGCUACAAAUAAAAACAGUGGCUCUAAAGAAACAGAAUCACAAAUUAAUGAAAGUGAAAAAGAAAGAAAUUGCAAAACUUCAAAUAAAGAUGAAGAACCAUUUACAAAACUUCCAUUCAAGGCAGAAAAUUCAGAAGUUGAUUCAAAUGAAGCAGCAAUAAAUAUAAUUGAAAAGAAAGUUGAAGCAAUAUCAACAAAUGAGAUUGCAGAAGAAAGAAAUGAGUGCAAUACUCAAAACAAUCAAAUUUCUUGCCAUCAGUCAUCUGAAAAUGCCUUUGAAACAUUUAAAACUCCAUUACAUAUGCCAACAGAAAGCACAGGACCAGUGUCACAGCCAGUUAAUAAAUUUCGUCGUUUUAAAUUAGCUCCUCUGUUAGUGCCGUCACGAACUUUGACGAAACCUCAAAUUUUAGAUGAAAAUAAUGUAGAAGAAAAUAACACUGAAACACCAAAAGAGAAAGAAGUGAUAAGUGGAAUUAAAGAGCAUGAGAAAAUUGGAGAAUUCACUACACCAUCGCCUGCAAAAAGUAGUGUUACAAUCAAUCACAAUAUUCAUUAUCCAGAAACUCCACAAUCACCAUUUCAUCAUCAUCCUUUUGCUCAUAGCCGUAUAAGAACUGAAUCGUUAUGUUCCAUUAAGUCAAUGAGAGAUGGAACACUUGCCAAUUUACAGCCUCGUAAAAACAUUCGUACUGAAGAUCAGAAGAUUAUCGAUGUUAAGAGAGAGUCUCGUGAACGUCUCAGUAACAAAGAUUUAGAUAAAUCGCAAUUACGCAUGUUCGAUAUGAUUUACUUUAAUCCUCAAAAUAAUCCAAUGAAGGCUCGUUCACCACAUAAAAAUGAUUAUAAGCAGAAAAAUCUUGAAAUAAUGAAGGAAGAGUCGCCUGCUCCGCCAGUAGUGAAGGAAGCUUCACAAGUGAUUGUUCCACAAUUGAGAUUAAAUGCAAAUGGUGAGAUGGUUCUUGAUGAAACUUCUCUCGUUGUUGAGAAUGAACAACAAAAGCAAAAUCGAAUUUUACUUGCAAGUACAAAUGUUGUUUAUGACGAUGACUUGUCGGGAAGUUAUGGUUAUUACAAAAGACAACAAAGAACCAAGGAAUGGUCACAUGAAGAAACUGUGAAGUUUUAUCGAUGUCUUAACACUGUGGGGACAGACUUUUCAUUAAUGUUAAAUCUUUUUCCUAAUCGUUCUCGACGUGAUUUGAAAUUGAAGUUCAAAAGAGAGGAACGAAGUAAUCCACAAUUAAUUGACAAAGCUUUGCUCAAACACAACACUUUUGAUCUUGAAGAACUCCAAAGAGAUUUAGAUAAGGAAGAAGAAGAACGUCGUAAGGAUCUCGAAGCAAAAUCAAAUUCUGAAGUUAAAGCAAUCGUAAAAAGACAAAUUCUUAAGAAGCAAGAAGAAAAAUUGAAAGCUCAGAGAGAACAGAAAUCGAAAAUUGAAAAAAUUCUCAACGAUGGUGAAUUCGCGAUUAAUGUUGUCGAUAAAGUUCAACAAGAAGCUAAAGAGAAUUUUCAAAUGCCUUCGAGUGUGUCAGUAAAUCAAGCAAAAGACAAAAGUUCGAAGAGAAAAUAUACAAUUGAAACAAUUUCGUCGAAUGAAGUUGUCAAAGUCAUUCAUAAUGAAAACUCAUCAACAGUCUUUAGCAUUUCUCACAUAAAUCAACAUAAUUUGGAAAUUCCAUUGGAUUGCUUCGAAAGUUUAAAUAAGAAAACGAAGCCAUCGGAAGAUUUAUUUGCUUUGAAAGCAAAUGAAACGGUUGACAGUGAAAAUGUUGAAUCUGUUGAGGAAAUCACUCAACAAAAAUCAUCACAAAUCUACGCCAGUGAUUCGCAGAAAAGUAAAGAAACAGAUGAAAUUCCAUCAUUUGAAGAGACAAAUACCUCUGAUAAUACUCUUGUGAUAAAUCAAGUGAUUGAUCAAAUUCCAGAAGAUUCAAUUCUCGGUUCUUCUGCGGAAAAUGAUCAAAUUACGAAUGAUUUCGUUGCUGUCAGUGAAAAGAAAGAAGCAAUUCCGAAAUGUCGAAAGAAGAAAAUAAAACCAACACUGUUGUCACGUCAACGUCAAUCAGGGAUCAAAAUAAAACAUGAAGAGGGAAAUCUUUUGGUUGAUAUUCAUCCAACAAAUUCUGAACAAUCCACUGAAGUCACAAUCGAUGGAUCAUUGAGCGAAUCAAAGGAUGAAAUCUCAAUUGAAAACCCUCAAUGUUCAGUGUCACCGAAAUUAGAAUCCUUUGAUGAAGAAGCAUUCUUGAAUUCACUUAAUCUUGAGAAUCUUGUGUUGGUUGAAGCUCAACGUGGCCGUGAAAAUGUUUAUGAAGUGCACGAAAUUGACCCUGUUAGCGGAAAUAUUUGUGACGAGCCCAUAAACUUGCCUGCAAAAUACGUUGAUCUAAUGAUAAGUCUUUUGCAACAACAAGAAGAGGCUGAAAGUAUUGGAUGAGUUUUUAAUUCUCCACAAAUGUUGUGAUGAAGAUGAUGCUACGCUCUCAAACACACACACUAAUUAAAAUUUUUAUUUUAUUUCUUACAACUGUUAAAAUUAUUAUUUAUGAAAAAUAUAAAUUUUAUGCUAC